Molecule: messenger RNA, 4187 nt
Organism: Homo sapiens (human)
Lineage: Eukaryota; Metazoa; Chordata; Mammalia; Primates; Hominidae
Gene: TSR2
Product: TSR2 ribosome maturation factor
Exons: 5
Coding region: 415-705 (96 amino acids)
Source: RefSeq, marked reviewed
GUGGACUGGGGCCGGAUAAUGGCGGGCGCUGCAGAAGAUGCGCGAGCUCUUUUCCGGGCUGGGGUCUGCGCGGCCCUGGAGGCCUGGCCGGCCUUGCAGAUCGCUGUGGAGAAUGGCUUCGGGGGUGUGCACAGCCAGGAGAAGGCCAAGUGGCUGGGGGGUGCAGUGGAGGAUUACUUCAUGCGCAAUGGUGAGUGAAUGUGAGGCGCCGCGACCCGCCUGUGUGGGGGUGUGGAGAGGAGGAGCCCCAUCCCGCAGAGCCUGCAUUUCCUCUCGAGCAGUUGUGGAUUGGUACCUAAAGCUGACUUGGAGCUAGAUGAGGUGGAAGACUUCCUUGGAGAGCUGUUGACCAACGAGUUUGAUACAGUUGUGGAAGACGGGAGUCUGCCCCAGGUGAGCCAGCAACUGCAGACCAUGUUCCACCACUUCCAGAGGGGUGAUGGGGCUGCUCUGAGGGAGAUGGCCUCCUGCAUCACUCAGAGAAAAUGCAAGGUCACAGCCACUGCACUUAAGACAGCUAGAGAGACUGAUGAGGAUGAAGAUGAUGUGGACAGUGUGGAAGAGAUGGAGGUCACAGCUACGAAUGAUGGGGCUGCUACAGAUGGGGUCUGCCCCCAGCCUGAACCCUCUGAUCCAGACGCUCAGACUAUUAAGGAAGAGGAUAUAGUGGAAGAUGGCUGGACCAUUGUCCGGAGAAAAAAAUGAGUGGGGAUGAUUGGAAAUGGCUUUGGGCCCUUAUUUGCUGUUCUAAGAGUUGUCUGUAGGGGUUUUUUUUUUGAGGAUUGCAGACCUGUGGACUGGUUACCCCAUCUCCACCCUCUCCCCUGUUCCUCUGUCUGGCUCCCUCCAGGGCAAGGAAAACCUAGGGUCCUUGGUCUUGGGGGUGGGGGGACCUUUUCCAGCAUAUUCCCCUGGGCCUUUAGUUAACAUCCGAGUGACGAAGCCGGGUUCCCCAGUACAGUGUCUUUUGGGUGCGGUCAUUGUGAGGAAGGGGAUGAGUGAGUGUGGGUGUGGCUGGAGGAGGAGCUAGAUGCCGGUGGACAGUGGGCAGGUGGAUUUGGGGAGGAGAGGAUCAGCAGCAGCAGCAGUACUCAGUGAUAGGGGGCUGGCUGGGUCAGGAAUGGUGAGAUGAACAUGCAAGUGGAAGAGAGAAUAGUUGAAAAUGUGAAUGAAAGUAGCUCUGGAGCCUCUCCCUUACCCCACCCCACACACACGCAACAGCUCUGUACCCCUGCCCAGAACUUGGAACCUCCCAGGAAUGCUGCCUUCCUUCAGCCCAGCCUCCAGUCCUGGGUUCCCUCAGGAAUUCGAAGACCUUGGCUAGGUGGUGAGCUUGGAAGAGCUGGGCUUUGUUUUCUGUCUCCUCUAACCUCUUUCCUUACUCCUUAUCCCAUCCCAUUUGAGUUCAGGGGUGAGGCUUAAGAUCUUAAUAAAUAAUACCUUACUGCUUAAUCUGUGGCUUGACCUGUGAGUAGUAGCCUUAGAAUCAGCCUUCUGGGAGCUCAGCUUCAGAGUUUACAAGGGAGCAGUUUCUGGGCCCACCCUAGCAGCCUGGUACUUUGGACAACCAAACAGAUGAACGAACGGAGCACAGCAGUGCUAUGAAAGUUACUGUAAGCCUGAAAUAAACUGUAUUUUUCUUAAAAAAAAAAAAACACACAAAAAAACACAAAAAACUGAGUAUCCAUUGUCCUCCCCCCUGUUUCCCUGUCCUGCCCGCUGGCCCUGCCAUGGGUCUGGACGAUAAAAUACUGGGUAGCCUUGGGGCCGGGUAGAAGCUGUAAGCCAUGGGAGAGGCAGGAGAGGUCUAGUUGCCACCCCACGUGGAGUUGUACGUGUGAAGACACUGGCUGAGGAGGCAGGGCUGGGUCGGGGCCCCAGGGUCAGUGGCAGAGCUGGCACUUGAAUCCAGGUCUCCUACCUCUGGUGCUUUGUGGGGAACUGGGUGGAGGCAGGAUCUGUGGUAGGGUAUUGAGGGAUGAGGGAGAAAAACGACCUAAUUCAGGUAGGACUGGCAACGGCUCCCACCCUCCCUGGGGACAGGGAUUAAUAAAAAUUGACAUCACUGUAGGAAUAUAUUUUUUAAAAGCCCACGUUUUGUGAAAAGAUGAAUUAAAAAACCCAAGACCCAGCAUUCGGGAUUGAAAGUGCCCGUGAUGGGAGUUCAAGUAUUGACUGAGCUGGGAGGGAAGGGGCUAGAGCCCCCAAUCAGACAUGGGCAACUAGAGUGUGGGGUGGGGGCUCCCAGUUUGUCCCAAACCCUCUAGGUCUUGUCUCGGGUCUGGGGGGAUUCGGGGGGUUCAGCAGUGGCUCCUAAAGCAGCCACCGGUGCCUCCUCCAUCUCCCUGUCCUCAGACAGUGUGGGCCCCGGGCAGAACGUGUCCCCUCGGCCCGCCCGGCCAAGCACAGCCAUCCAGCGUCGCUGUAGUUCCUCUGUCUCAGGGCUGAAGUACCAGCUGAGGUGGCUCUGGGUGAUCUUGAAGACAUGCCUUCUGUCAGGCCGCUCCCCUGCCUCGGGCGGUCCCACCUCGAAGCCAAUGAGGGGCAGGCUGCGCUGGGCUUUCACAUCCUGGCGGGAGGAGGGACAGAGCUGGGGCCACCUUGGGGCUAGACCUUUCCCCCGCCCCAGCUUCUAACUGGUUUUGCAUAUGCUCUGUCUUCAGUCCCCUACUCAGGAACUCCCCUACUCAGGAACCUUCCGUGGCUCCAGUGUUAUCAACAGGAACAUGUCAGAACUGGGGCUAAAAUGCAGGCUGGUUUAAAUACCUGUCUCCCCCCACCCCCGCCUCUUCUCACAAAACUGCUGGGCUAGUCUCUUUAGCAUACCAAAUAAUGUUUUCAGGCCUUUGUCUAUGCUAUUGCCCCUAUCUGCAUACUUUUUUUUUUUUUUUUUUUUGAGACAGAGUCUUGCCCUGUUGCCCAGGCUGGAGUGCAGUGGCAUGAACUUGGCUCACUGCAACCUCUACCUCCCAGGUUCAAGCAAUUCUCCUGCCUCAGCUUCCUGAGUAGCUGGGACUACAGGCACACGUCACCACGCCAGGCUAAUUUUUGUAUUUUUAGUAGAGACGGGGUUUCACCAUGUUGGCCAGGCUGGUCUUGAACUCCUGAUCUCAGGUGAGCCACCUGCCUCGGCCUCUCAGAGUGCUGGGAUUACAGGCGUGAGCCACUGCGCUCGGUCCCAUCUGCAUACUCUUACCCACUCCAAAUUGGACCUAGCAGUUCCCCAUCUCUACUCCUUCCAGGAAGCCAGGCCCACAACUCAUCCUGGUUUUCCCUACAUACCACAACCACUCCUUGUCUCUAGCCAGUCUUUGUCUCUCAAGGGUUGGGGUUCUGAUUUCCUCUUAGAGAUAGGCUCACCUUAUCUUCCAAGGCUCACCUUAUCUUCCAAGGCCAAGGAGAGGUCAAGGACUGGAUCUGGCUUUGCCAGGUGGCUGAAAGGACCCGAAGGAGUAGGAUGCAUACCUGAGGGGCUCCGUAGAUAUACAGCACCAAGGGUUCAUUUUCAGGGACCACGAACCAUGCCUUGUGCCAUCCUUUGCCACCCUUCUCCAUGUAGUGCAGGAAGCUGCAGAUGACGCUGUUCUCUGCAGCCACUGAGGCCUGUUUCUGUGGCCAGAGACACCGGGCAUCAAUGUUGACAGAAGGCCUAGCCUGGCUCCUCCUAGCUUUAAUACCUCCUCAGUGUAGGGACUGCUAUUCCUAUCUCAGAUGAAGACGCUCAAGCUCAGGUGGCAGGAGUGAUUUGUCCAGUGCCACCCAGUGAAUCAGCUAGAGCUGAGAUUCAAAGCUAGGUUCGUCUGCCUCAUUUGGGCAACGGCUGCUGCCUCUACAGGCCAGUGGAAGGAGUGUGCGGAUCUCAGGCAUUCUUUCUUCAGUCAGAGCAUUCAUUCCUCAAGCCAUUCACACAUUUAGGCCUCAUGCUUUUUUCUGUCUUUCAUCACAUCCAUUUCCUACACUCAUUGAGAGGUAAUCUAGCAUUGUGGUUUUAAGGGGGUAUGUGGGUGGUUAAUGAAGUCUGGCUUAGAAUCCCAGCUCUAGAUGAAAAUGUAUUGACUUGGAGAGCAAAGAGAGCUGAUGUGAGAAUUAAAUGAAUUAAUAUAUGCAAAGUGCUUAGAAUAGUUCCUGGCACAGAGUAAGUACUCUUUUAAGUGUUAAAUAAAUACCUAGAUUUGUUUUUAAAAAAA